AUGGUGGAUGAGGAGAGCCAGCGGUAUCAACAUGUUCUGUGGCGGAAAGAUAGGAAUGAGGAAAUCAAAGAAUAUCAGCUGACAACAGUGACAUUCGGAACAGCAAGUGCCCCGUUCUUGGCCGUAAGAACCUUAAUGCAGAUUGCGAAAGAAUGCGCGGAUACGAAGGUGAAGCAAAUAAUUGAAGAAGAUUUUUAUAUGGAUGAUCUUCUUACGGGGGCAGACACAAUAGAAGAGUGUCUCCAGCUUCGAUUCAAAAUAUCAAGGCACUUAGAGGGUUAUGGAUUCCAUCUCAGAAAAUGGUGUUCAAACAAUGAACACAUUGUGAAAUCAUCGAAAGAAGACAAGGAGAACGAAAUAAUAAACAUCAAUGAAACCACUAAUGUAAAAACCCUGGGACUUCAGUGGAAACCGAAGGAAGACGAAUUUCGAUUUAAAAUAUCGGAAUACCCAGCGGAGAGUACAACAAAGAGGCUGGCUUUAUCAUAUCUAGCAAAAAUAUUUGAUCCGCUUGGGUUGCUGACACCAGUCAUAAUAACGGCGAAGUUGUUUAUUCAGAGUUUAUGGUUGCUAGAGAUGCAAUGGGACCAGAAAAUCGAUGGAGAUUUGGAGAUCAGCUGGAAAGAAUUCGUGACACGUAUUUCGUCUCUACAAGACGUUAAGAUACCUAGAUGGCUAAACUCUUCAUCCGAAAGUAAAAUUAAAAUUUUGGGAUUUGCGGAUGCAUCAGAGAAGGCCUAUGCAGCAGUGGUUUAUAUUAAAACCGAUAAAGGAGUUUCCUUGAUGGCUGCAAAAAGCAAAGUAAACCCGAUUAAAAACAAAAAGACGCUUCCGAAAUUAGAGCUGUGUGCAGCCUUCCUAUUGGCCAGGCUGCUAAAUAGAAUAAUUAGUGUGGUCAAAGCCGAAUCGGAAGUUUAUGCCUGGAGUGACUCCACAAUUACACUUGCUUGGAUUGAAAAUAACAAGAGCAAAGAUAAAUUUAUAAGGUCACGAGUAACCGGCAUAAAAAAUUUGGUAUCUCAGGCGCAGUGGCGGAAUGUAAAGUCAAAAGAGAAUCCAGCAGACUUGGGGUCAAGAGGCGUGUCCCCAGAUAAACUUGUAGACUCAAAGCUAUGGUGGGAAGGUCCCCAGUGGCUGCUGUUGCCGGAGGCGGAAUGGUCUCUAACCCCUCCAGAAUUGAAGACAUGCGCUUCCACGGCUUCCAAGGAAGCACCUACCUUAUUGAACGAUUUGAUAGAAAGGUAUUCAUCAUAUGGAAGACUUCUAAGAGUUUACUCUUACAUCUUGCGGUUUGUUGAAAAACUGAAGGGAACCCGAUCCUUCCCGUCAUAUCUAACGAGAGAGGAGUUGUUAAAGGCGGAGAAAUACAUCGUUAAAGGUCAUCAGAAGAUAGAAUGGCCAAGUGAGGUACAAAAACUAAGAGAUAACAGACAGAUGGAUCAUCGACACAAGCUGGCUAAUUUGCACCCGUACCUAGACGAAGAGGGGGUUUUAAGAGUUGGAGGUCGACUUCAGUACUCUGAUUUGCAGCUAGAUCAAAAACAUCCUAUGAUCAUUCGAAAAUCACGGCUGGCCUAUUUAAUUAUACGAGACACCCAUUACAAGACGAUGCACGGAGGAAAUCGCCUAGUAGAAUGUACCGUGAUGACGAAGCUUAGAGAUGUCCAGAAAACAAAUGUCGAUCUAAGGGGAAAUUUGAAAAUAAAUAGUCAGUAUAAAUCUAGCAUCAAAGAAGUGCAGCAGCAAUUACAAUCAUCGGCAACAGCAGCCUAUGAAAAGUACGACACUCUAUACGGAUAA
This is a messenger RNA of Stomoxys calcitrans (stable fly), 1800 nucleotides long. RefSeq lists its product as uncharacterized. The record is from RefSeq and is a predicted model, not a curated record. The transcript has 2 exons. The coding region runs from base 1 to 1800 and encodes 599 amino acids. Lineage: Eukaryota; Metazoa; Arthropoda; Insecta; Diptera; Muscidae.